GCGGGCGGAGCCGGCAUUGCCUCAGCGGCGCGAGCGAGCUGGUGUCGUGGCCGAGGUUGGGUUCGGAGCCGCUUCCCUCAGUCCCGCCCGGAGGAGCUCCCGCCGUCUCCCGGCCGCCGGCUGCUCCUUCCUACGCGCGUCGGGCCCGGUCCGUGACUGGAAAGGCCUAACUCUCCUCAGGCGCCUGAGGAGAAGGCCUGAGGCGGCGCUGCCCGUCCUCCUCCUCUUCCUCCCCCCCCACGAGAGUCACCCGGGGAGACCCGGCGGCGGCUCCUUCUCUCCUCCCGCUCUUCCUCCUCUUCCUCCGGCAGCGGUAUCACCACCCCCAUCAUCCCCAUCAUGUCGGCGGGCGGGGAUUUCGGCAACCCGCUGCGGAAAUUCAAGCUGGUCUUCCUCGGCGAGCAAAGCGUUGGGAAGACUUCCUUGAUCACCAGAUUCAUGUAUGACAGCUUUGACAAUACCUACCAGGCAACAAUCGGCAUUGACUUCUUAUCAAAAACAAUGUACCUGGAAGACCGCACAAUCAGGUUGCAGCUCUGGGAUACUGCGGGCCAGGAACGUUUCCGUAGCCUCAUUCCCAGUUACAUCCGCGACUCUGCCGCCGCUGUAGUAGUAUACGAUAUUACAAAUGUAAACUCAUUCCAGCAAACCACAAAAUGGAUCGAUGAUGUCAGAACGGAAAGGGGUAGUGAUGUGAUCAUCAUGCUUGUAGGAAACAAAACAGAUCUAGCAGAUAAGAGACAAGUAUCUAUUGAGGAAGGGGAAAGGAAAGCCAAAGAGCUGAAUGUGAUGUUCAUCGAAACUAGCGCAAAGGCCGGAUACAACGUAAAACAACUUUUCCGACGUGUGGCUGCUGCUUUGCCUGGCAUGGAGAGCACGCAGGAGAAAAGCAGAGAAGAUAUGAUCGACAUCAAACUUGAAAAGCCUCAAGAGCAGCCAGUCAGCGAAGGAGGCUGUUCCUGCUAAUAGUGUGUUGGGGUUUUCUUUUGUUUUUUGUUUUGUUUUUUCUUCCUUCCUUCCUUCCUCACUCAAACCAUCACUGGCUUCUCCUGCCCCCCUCCCUCCCUUCCUUCCUUCCUUCCUUCCUUCUCUCCCCCCUUGACAGCCGCCGUGUGACGAUUGCCUUGCCUCCUCCUCCUUCCCCUACUUCCUCCUCCUCCUCCUCCUCCACCACCACUUAACCCCAGCACGGAUCCUCAUCGCUGCCUGUCUCGUGAAGAUGAUCUGUUAGCUUCACAAGCACAAAAGAAACAAAAAAAAAGUCGGUGUCUUCAUUGCAUAAGAGAAGGAAAGGGGUUGCAAGAGCCCAAACCACCCUACCUGUAUUCCAGUAGUUCUAGAAAGUUGAGUACAACUUUGUUGAGGUCUGUUCCUUUUUUUUUUUUUUUUCCCUUUUUCUUUUUUCUUUUACAAAGAAAAUUAAAACUUUGCACUUGUCAAAUGGAUGGAAAGUGGGGAGUGAGCGGGGAGAGGAAUAAGGAUGGCGCCUGGUUUUGCCGGCAAGGGGCGCGCGUCGCAGGGUAGAAGACGCCGUUGCAGGCCGUAGAGCGUUAACAGAAGAGCAAAAAAAAAAAAACCUAAGAGAGACUGCGCUGCCUUUUCAGUCCAACUUUUUGGGACAAGCAAAACUCAGAAAGACGGCCGGUUAAAUCGUGCUUUCAAUCGCGUUUGUUUAUUACUUUUAUAGCGCGAACAAACCGCCUUUCGGCAUCAGCUGGUGGAAAAAAAAAUUUUUUUUUAAGGUGCACGGUUCCAGAUCUUCUGUGUGACACCCACCGAAGGGCUUAGAAAAACCUCUUUUGAUUCCUGGGAGAAACCCCCCCCCUGUUAAACUGGGUCGCAAUGCAGUCUCUGGUUGGUUUUUUGCGUUUCUGGGAACGUUUUCAGAACAGGCACUUGGGGGGAGGAUGCUUUGAAAACAGGGUUCGGCCUGUUUUAAGAGAAACGAUGGACGUGAAAAAUCCGUUUCUAAAAUGGAGGCAUGUACACUACGCCCAAGCUUGUAAAUUCUCCGUAAAGUGAGGAAGGAGGACCAGGAUAAAUGAGGCUGUUGGGCAGCUCAAUACUCAACUGGAUGCAGGGAGAGUUAUAAAAGUCCCUUUUAAAAGGAUGAUUAUGGGGUGGGGGGGUUUGUUGCAUAAGGUAGAAACAAAACUUUCAAUUAUGCAGACUGUUGCCUUUACUUUCAGCAUUAUUAUUGUUUUUCUUUUUUUUUUACAUUCGGUCUUGAGUCUUAUGUAUGUACUACAUAAUUCGGUUAAGUAACCGUUUGUUUAGUAUUAUGUUUAACUUAACUACCAUUAACGGUGAUUUCCUUCAAUAUUUAUUUUCUCUGCUUUAAAUUUGUUUAGCAUUCAAGGCUUUCUUUCUUUCUUUCUUUCUUUCUUUCUUUCUUUCUUUCUUUCUUCUUUCUUUCUUUCCCUCUGUCUCUCUCUCUCUCUCUCUCUCUCUUCUCUCUCUCUCUCUUUGAAUUGGUUAAUCCAUUUAAAGCUUUGGGAAUGUUGCAAGAUUCCGCGAUUUAUUUCGGAAACAGACAUUCAUUCUAUCUCAUGUACACACACACAAACACACACACACACAAACACACAGCCACGCUACAGAAGUGCACUCUUAAUAGUACUAGUCAUUGUGAAGUUGCUAUGUAAGUUAACACAAUUGUAAAUACAUUGUUUGCCAGGAGAGUUUGUGGAGGGGAAGGGGGGGGCGAUGUGGGACAAGCUUUUUUUUCUCUCGCAAGGGCUGGUUUUUGAAAAGGCAGCCCAGCUCGGUGCAGAGGCCUCAACGCAAAAUCCCCCCACCCACCACCCACCCCCACCCCUUUGCAUUGUGGAGUCGGAAUGGCAAAUCCAUCACUUUGACUUGAGUUUCCAGUAACUUUGCAUAAUCUCAUGUUAAAAGGGCAGAUUGACAUACAAAUGCUUUUCAUGCAAUAUUGAAGAGGUGAUUUUUCUUUUUCCUUUUUUCCUUUUUUUUUUUCAAAGUAGCAUGUCUAGAAAUAAAUGUUUAAACUAUGGCAACCGACGGCGAACUUAAUCCUGAAAAGAAACUCAAAAGGAGACUGGGCUACUUAUUAUUUUUUUUUUCCUUCCUUGUAUCGUUGUUAUUUUACGUGUGCAGAAACUUAAACAAAGAAUCCCAUCUCGCUGCUUUUGAAUAACUGAGUUUUCUGUGGUUUGGGUUCUUCGAGCAAUUAAAUGUGUACACGGGUUGGAUUUUUUAAAACAUGCACAGAAUUUUUUGCUUCCAAUAAAGUAUCUAAUCAAAACACUACGAGAAAA
This is a messenger RNA of Pantherophis guttatus, 3278 nucleotides long. It is a transcript of the gene RAB6A, whose product is annotated as RAB6A, member RAS oncogene family. Gene Ontology annotation, molecular function: GTP binding; GTPase activity. Lineage: Eukaryota; Metazoa; Chordata; Lepidosauria; Squamata; Colubridae. The record is from RefSeq and is a predicted model, not a curated record.